GCCUGCGCCAAUUCACCCCACAGCCAUGGACGACCUAUACGACGAGUUCGGCAACUUCAUCGGCGAAGCCGAGUCCGACGACGAUGUGCAGUCCACCGGCGCCGCGGCAGACGCCUACGUGCUCGACGACGAGGCCGAGGAAGACGAGGCGCACGACCAGCAGCUGAUGGAGGUGGACGAGGGGCCGUCCAAUGCCGUCAUACUGCACGAAGACAAGCAGUACUACCCCUCCGCAUCCGACGUGUACGGCGCCGAUGUCGAGGUCUUGGUGCACGAGGAGGAUACCCAGGCGCUGUCGCAGCCCAUCGUUGCGCCUGUGGUGCAGAAGAAGUUCGCCGUGCAAGAGGAGGACCUGCCGCCGGUGCACUACUCGCGCGAGCUCAUGACGGACCUGAUGAACUACCCGGACCAGAUACGGAACAUCGCCAUUGCGGGACACCUGCACCACGGAAAGACGGCCUUCAUGGACAUGCUGGUCAUGGAGACACACGACAUCCAGGAUCGCCUGGAUUCGAAGAGGGGAAAGAAGCGCGAGGAACAGCUGCGAUACACGGACGUGCACGUGGUCGAGCGCGAGCGCGGACUCUCCAUCAAGGCCGCGCCCAUGACGCUGGUCCUCCAAAACACGUCGAUGAAGUCGCAUCUUUUCAACAUCAUAGACACCCCGGGACACGUCAACUUUGUAGACGAGGUGGCCGCCUCGUUGCGAUUAGUGGACGGUGUGGUGCUGGUGGUAGACGUAGUGGAAGGCGUGCAGGUGACAACCGAGCUGGCCAUCAAGCAUGCUGUUCUGGAAGAUCUGCCCCUCACCCUGGUCGUCAACAAGAUGGAUCGCCUCAUCUUGGAGUUGAAACUCCCGCCCCGUGACGCAUACUUCAAGAUCAAGCACGUUAUCGAGGAAGUCAACACGGUCAUUGAGAACACCAUCCCCGGCCGAGGCGAGCGCCGACGUGUAAGCCCUGAAAGAGGCAACGUCGCUUUCGCUUGCUCAAGCAUGCGCUGGUGCUUCACGCUGCAGUCGUUUGCCAAGAUGUACGCCGAGUUCUACCCUGGACCCGCGAAAGCGCCUGGAUUCGGCAAGCCUAUGAAGAACCUCGACGUGGAGAAAUUCGCAGUGCGCCUCUGGGGAGAUAUCUUCUACAACCCUGGAAGCCGCAAGUUCAGCCGCAAGGCGCAAGAGGAGGACUCGAAACGCUCGUUCGUGCACUGGAUAUUAGAACCCAUCUACAAGCUCUACGCACAUACCCUCAGCGAGAGCGCGGAGGAUCUGAAGGACACGCUGGACCAGCUGGGCAUUCGGUUGAAGCCAUCGGAAUACAAGACGGACGCAAAGGAGCUGAUGCGGCUGGUGUGCCAACAGUACUUCGGACCUUCGACUGGCUUCGUCGACAUGAUCACACAGCACGUGCCAUCACCAGCAGAGGGCGCCAAGAGGAUGCUCGAGAGACAUUACACAGGACCCUUGGAUUCCAAAACAGCAGAAGCUAUGGCAAAGUGCGACCAGAACGGCCCGCUAGUCGUUCACGUCUCCAAGCUGUACAACAGCACAGAUGCAAAGGCGUUCCACGCUCUAGGACGAGUCAUGAGCGGCACAGCUACAACGGCCACCUCCGUGCGAGUACUCGGAGAGGGUUAUACCAUCGAAGAUGAGGAAGACAUGGUGGUCGCGACCAUCACAGACACUUGGAUCGCCGAGUCAAGAUACAACGUUCCGACGAGCGGUGUGCCUGCGGGUAACUGGGUGCUCCUAGGAGGUGUCGACAACUCGAUAGUUAAGACCGCCACCCUUGUCUCGCAAAAACUGCCAGAUGACGAGGACGCCUACAUCUUCCGCCCGAUCCGCCACUUCUUCGAAUCCGUCUUCAAGGUCGCUGUCGAACCCAUCAACCCCUCCGAACUUCCCAAGAUGCUUGACGGUCUCCGCAAGAUCAACAAAUCCUACCCUCUCAUCACCACCAAGGUUGAAGAAUCUGGCGAGCACGUCAUCCUCGGUACUGGCGAAUUGUACAUGGACUGCGUGCUUCACGACUUGCGAAGGUUAUACGCGGACAUGGAGAUCAAGGUUUCCGACCCAGUGACCCGUUUCUGCGAGACCGUGGUCGAGAUGUCCGCCAUCAAAUGCUAUGCCCUCACCCCCAACAAGAAGAACAAGAUCACUAUGGUUGCAGAGCAGCUCGACCCCGGUAUUGCAGAAGACAUCGAAGCCGGAAAAGUCUCCAUCAAAGACCCUGUCCGCGUCGUCGGCAAGUUCUUCGAAGAAAACUACGGCUACGACCUGCUCGCGUCCCGCAACAUCUGGGCCUUCGGCCCGGACGACAUGGGCGCCAACAUCCUCCAAAACGACACCCUCCCCUCGGAGGUCGACACCAAGACCCUCCGCUCCGUCCGCGACACCAUCCGCCAGGGCUUCAGCUGGGCUACCCGUGAAGGCCCCCUCUGCGAAGAGCCCAUCCGUAACACAAAGUUCCGCAUCACAGACGUCGAUCUCGCGCCCGAGGCCAUCUUCCGCGGCGGCGGUCAGAUCAUCCCGACUGCUCGUCGCGCGUGCUACUCUUCCUUCCUCAUGGCGAGCCCGCGCCUCAUGGAGCCUGUGUACAGCUGCAGCGUGGUCGGUCCUGCAAACACAAAGGCCGACGUGUACAAUGUCCUCUCACGGCGGAGAGGCCAUGUGCUGCAGGACGGCCCUAUCGCGGGGACGCCGCUGUACAGUGUCCGCGGCCUGAUUCCCGUCAUCGACUCUUUCGGCUUCGAGACGGAUCUGCGCAUCCAUACACAAGGCCAAGUCUCCCUCUCCCUCGUCUUCGACCGCUGGUCCAUCGUCCCCGGCGACCCGCUCGACAAAGACGCACAGCUGCGACCACUCGAGCCAGCAUCCGCGCAGGCGACGGCACGAGACUUUGUGCUCAAGACACGCCGGCGCAAGGGCCUCGCGGAGGAUGUGACGAUCAGCAAGUUCCUUGAGCCAGAGCUGUUUAGGCAGUUGAGGGAGAGUGGGGUGUUGGAGGGUGGCCAAUAGAAGAUCGGAUGGAUGGAUGAGGGAGGCGAGUUGGGAAGGGGGGGAUAUGGGCGUUAUGGCGUCGAGAAUAUGCAUGGUUCGAUGAAGGGAGGGCAAAAGUACGAUAGGAUACGAUGCUAUAGUGUGGCGUGAG
Molecule: messenger RNA, 3149 nt
Organism: Paraphaeosphaeria sporulosa
Lineage: Eukaryota; Fungi; Ascomycota; Dothideomycetes; Pleosporales; Didymosphaeriaceae
Product: P-loop containing nucleoside triphosphate hydrolase protein
Exons: 3
Coding region: 26-3016 (996 amino acids)
Biological process (GO): mRNA splicing, via spliceosome
Cellular component (GO): U4/U6 x U5 tri-snRNP complex; U2-type catalytic step 2 spliceosome; cytosol
Molecular function (GO): U5 snRNA binding; GTP binding; translation elongation factor activity
Source: RefSeq, a predicted model, not a curated record